CUCUUGAUUUUGCAUUUGAAUUGUGUUGGAGUUGGAGUUGUUUUUGGUGCAAUAUUCAGAGGGUUUAGUUCUCUUGCAUUCCUUUCUCCCAACACUUUGAAGCUGAACAAACGCCAUGGAGGGUCAAUCUUCAAAUGAAGGCUCCAGUUCCACCAAUGUUUCACCAAACUCUUGUGAUUCAACCGUUGAGCUCAAUAUCAAAACUUUAGAUCCCCGAAUCUACAAUUUUCAAGUUGAAAAAAAUAUGCCCGUUUCCUUGUUGAAAGAAAAAAUUGCAAAUGAAAUAGGCGUACCGGCUAAUCAGCAACGACUCAUAUUUAGAGGAAAAGUUUUGAAGGAUGAACUCGUUCUUUCUGAGUAUCAAGUUGGGAAUGGGCAUACAUUGCAUUUAGUUGAAAGACAGCCAAAUCCGCCGCAGAUUUCUGGUACGGCUUCUGUUGAGACAAUUACUACAAACAGUAACCGAGGAAACGAUGCUGGAUCAGGUGCUCCUCGUAACCGUGUUGGGCAAAUUUCACACGGCGUGGUUCUUGGGACUUUUAAUGUGGGGGAACAAGUUGAAGGCACUGCUCAAGACCUUACUAGGGUUAUUGGGGCAGUUUUGAAUUCUAUUGCCAAUGGGGGCCAGAGCACGAUUAAUUUUCCUAAUUCCACACAACAUUCUUCAGCACCAAUCUGGUGGGCAGAUUUGGCUCCACAGCAUGGUAUAGAGCAGGGGGAAUCUGAUCCCAAUGAUCUGGCCUGGAGGAGGAAUGCAUCAAGUGGAAAUGUGAGGCCCAUGAGACUUGAUCAGUUUUACGAUUUGUUGGAGGGACUGAUGCAGCACCCGAAUAGGAUAUCAGUUCAGAUGCUCAUGAGAUAUGUUGAGGCAAAUGGAAGAAUUAAUGGACUCCAACAAAAUGAUUCUACCUGGUGGUCUUUUAUUUCUUUUGCAGCUGGGAGUGUGCGUGAUCUUUCUCCAACACAACAUAAAUUCUUACUAAUAUUAUUUGCUGGCAUCCUAAGUGUCCUCACAAAAACCUGCACCACUCGAUUUGAAUCCUUUCAAGUUGGAAAAAUCACAGACACCCCUGAGGAAACAUUUUAUGCAUUCUUCCUAGAAGUAGCACAUAUCAUCAGUUUCAUAAUAUGCUGGAUUAUAACUUUUAUCCUCAUUUUGCCGCUACAACAUGCACUCCAAAUAUUUUUUGGGCUACUUUGUUCAGCAAUCAUUUAUUUUGUUCGGCUGGAAGAAAAGACUUCAGCUUCAGGGGUUCAUGUGGCUUGCGGAGACUCAUUCAAGUUGCCUCUGUUUUGGUUUGCAAUUAUACAUGCUGUUGGGUUUUCUCUUAUUAUUGGGUUAAUGGUAUUCCUAAUUGCUUACUUGAGUUGGGAGUUCAUACAUAAAGGGAAUCCAAGAGUCGUGGAAGUUAGUUUACAAAUAUUGGUGGGGAUGCUAUUGACCUUUUCAGUAGUCUUUUAUUUGGCCAUGCCGUGGCUAAAUGAUUCAGCUUCAGGGGUUUUCGAGGCUUGCGGUGGCUUAUUCAAGUUGCCUACUUUUUGGUUUGCAAUUUUAAAAGCUGUUGGGUUUUUUCUUAGUAUUGGGUUAGUGAUAAUACUAACUGCUUGCUUGAGUUGGAAGUUCAUACAUAAAGGCAACCCAAGAGCUGUGGAAGUCAGUUUGAUUUUUAGUUUGAUUUCCGAUGAAUGAGUAGUGUUUGGUGAUUUUAACGUGAUUAAUUGCCAUCAGUAUCAUCUAAACACUCAUGCACUCUUGUUUUUUCUUUAUAUUUGAAAUUUUGAUGUAGAAUAGAGAAUAUGUGGGGAUGAUGAUUGAAUACUAGCCACUAUUUGUAAUUGAUGACUUGAUAUAUAUGUAACUAGUAAUUUUUCUUUA
Vicia villosa (hairy vetch) is the source of this 1876-nucleotide messenger RNA. RefSeq lists its product as uncharacterized. Gene Ontology annotation, molecular function: misfolded protein binding; polyubiquitin modification-dependent protein binding. Bases 116 to 1690 code for a protein of 524 amino acids. The transcript is spliced from 9 exons. Gene Ontology annotation, cellular component: BAT3 complex. NCBI's taxonomy places the organism in Eukaryota, Viridiplantae, Streptophyta, Magnoliopsida, Fabales, Fabaceae. The record is from RefSeq and is a predicted model, not a curated record.